GCUCUUAAAGAAACAUAACCCACACCCUCGCUCCAUGCACUUGUCUCUCUUGUCUAUCUUCUUCUCUCUCUUCAUAAUUUUGCAUUAUAAAAACACGUCCACUUUGCUCCUCCAUCUUCAAAACAAUCUCUUCGUCUUCUUCACUCUUAUUCUCUUUCUCUCUCUGACACAUCAACUACUUAUCCUUGCUGCAUUCCUCUCUCUCUCUCUCUCCACACACACACACACACACACACACAAACAAGGACACUUACUAAAGAUAUGUCGAGCAGAAGAUCAUCACGUUCACGACAGUCAGGAAGCUCAAGAAUCUCUGACGAUCAGAUUUCCGAUCUUGUUACUAAGCUCCAACAUCUCAUCCCUGAGCUCCGCCGCCGCCGUUCUGACAAGGUGUCAGCAUCUAAAGUACUACAAGAGACUUGCAACUACAUCAGGAACUUACACAGAGAGGUUGAUGAUCUCAGUGACCGUUUGUCGGAACUCUUGGCUUCAACGGACGACGACAGUGCCGAGGCAGCCAUCAUUAGGAGCUUGCUUAAUUAUUAAAAUUCUCACUAAUUAGUCUUGAGAACUAUAAAUCAUCGAUUUCCGCCACGGAAAUGUAUCUUUAUUAUGAUUAUGAGUAUUUGUUUCCUUCUACUUCCAAUAUUAUGUUAUAGCUAGGGUUUCGGGUCAUUGUUAGGCCAACUCAUAUAUUAUAUAUGGUUUAUGUAUGUAUGCAACUUAAUUGUAUGUGAGGGUCCAGAUAUGGCUGUAUAGUAGCCUGUGUAUCAUGAGAUCCUCUAAUAUUAUGAUUAAUGACACAGUCCGUUUUCCUUGAAUUA
Molecule: messenger RNA, 824 nt
Organism: Brassica rapa (field mustard)
Lineage: Eukaryota; Viridiplantae; Streptophyta; Magnoliopsida; Brassicales; Brassicaceae
Product: transcription factor PRE6
Biological process (GO): regulation of growth; regulation of DNA-templated transcription
Molecular function (GO): protein dimerization activity
Source: RefSeq, a predicted model, not a curated record